Messenger RNA from Saccostrea cuccullata (small rock oyster), 1359 nucleotides. RefSeq lists its product as uncharacterized. Gene Ontology annotation, molecular function: enzyme regulator activity; protein binding. The coding region runs from base 53 to 1057 and encodes 334 amino acids. The transcript has 2 exons. Gene Ontology annotation, cellular component: cytosol. The record is from RefSeq and is a predicted model, not a curated record. Lineage: Eukaryota; Metazoa; Mollusca; Bivalvia; Ostreida; Ostreidae.
CCUAGAUUUUAACCUAGAUCAAAACCUUGUCAAGGACUAUUGCAAGCGAGAAAUGCAGGUAGUGAAAUUAUCAAUUCAAUUAAAGAAAAUUGAAAGUGUCGGUCUGUGGCGUCGUUUGUCCACUAUAGGUACCCCGCCACUCGGCAGAAGCAGUCACGGCUUUGUUAUUAUCAACAAAAACGGCUAUGUUUUCGGAGGGGAACAUUCUCCGCGAGUACCAAUUGGGAGUACCUUGCACUGCCUAAAUCUAGAAACGCAGGAAUGGAGCGUGUGUCAGCCAAAAAACAAGGAGAACGAACCCAAGCCAAUAAAUGCCGCCGCAGUAGCUAGUAUCAGUGACUGUAUGUAUGUGUUUGGUGGUCGAUCUGGAAUCGGAAUGGGAGAGGGAGAUACGAACGACAUGUACUCAUUCAAUACCUCGACAAAGGAAUGGAGUAAACUUGUGACCAGUGGAGAAGUUCCAGUAGCCAGAAGCUUUCAUUCCAUGACAGCGAUGGGGAACUCGCUCUACGUAUUUGGUGGUUGUUCAGAAAAAGGCAGAUUAAAUGAUUUGCACUGUUUUGAUGUCGCUACCAACCAGUGGAAAAAACAACCAUCGCAUGAUGUGAUUGAAGGCCGUGGUGGUCCAGGCCUGGUAGCCGUCGGUAAAACUCUCUAUGUAGUCGGAGGCUUUGCCGGCAGGGAAAUGAACGAUGUUCAUGCAUUUGAUACCACUUCAAAAACAUGGCAAACUUUGACUUUCCUUACACCACUGCCACCUAGGAGUGUGUUCGGUGUGGUUUCCGAUGGAACCAACAUAAUAGUUGUCGGCGGGGAGGUGGAUCCCUCUGAUAAAGGUCACGAAGGCGCGGGUAAUUUCUCCAAUGAAACAUUUAUUCUUGACACGUCUGCUCCUAAGAACUGGGUCAAGGUUGCUGUACAAGGCGACGUGCCUGAACCACGAGGGUGGUUUGCUGCUGCUUUUGCUGACCAUAAUAAAAAUCUUUACAUUUUUGGAGGUAAUUCUGAAACCAAUUCAAGACUGAAUGAUGCAUACUCAUUUCAACUGACGAACUGAUGUACAACUUUAUUAAAAAUGUACUUGUACUACAAUUCGUACUAUUUACAUGCAAAGUGUAGUCAACUGUGCAGUAUACCGGUAGAACAUUAUUGAUUUUGCUUUUUGCAUUACAAUUUAAUCCCAUGGAAAAAGCAAAUUAACUUGCAGAAAUCUCUUCUCACUAUAUAUCAAUUAAGUAAACUUUCAGGUGAUAAAUAUAUUUUAUAUACUUGUACUCCUGUUGUAAAAUUGCCGUUUUAGUAGCCAUUUCCACCAGUAUAUUAUAGAGUGAGAUAACUAAUAAAAAGUAUUCUUGUUGA